ACUUCCUCAUCUUUACGCUCGCAGGACACUUGUCACACAAAAUGCACUCUGCGACAUUUUUAAUCCUGUUCUCCUGGGGAGGACUAUUUGUAGAAUCUCGCCCAUUUGAUGAAUUUCAACUUGAAAGUUUUCAUGAGGCGCAACAAUCGUCCAAAACACCGCGUCAUGCACCUGCUGCUGCGAAUGAUUAUCGUAUCAGUGCAAAUGCCAGGAGUCACAUAAACGAACUACGUGAAAAGGCUGGACUUCCUCCACUUCCAGAAGAUCCCGAGCCGCCUCCUCGAGGUCCACAGAAAGGGCGUGGUUUUAUCGAUUCUCUCCUCGCCGUACCAAUUUACGGUGUAGCCGGAAUUGUUAACGGAGCAGUCGGAUUAUCGACAGCGAUAGUCAGAGGAGCGGUUGGAACAGCGUUAUCUGCUGCUUCAGGAACAGUUGCAAAUGCGUUGGAUGCUGUGACCACAGUUGCGGGAAGUACGUUAGGUUCCGUCGCGGAGACAGUUAACAGCGUCGCUCAUGAUGUGGGAGAUUCCGUCGGCCAAAUUGGUGGAAGCGUUAUCGAGAGUGUGGGGAAAGUCGCUGGUGAAGUGGUCGGCACAGUUGAUGCAGUGGGAUAAUUCUAUUUAAUUGAAGUUUUCAUGCAAAUAAGUUU
Folsomia candida is the source of this 649-nucleotide messenger RNA. RefSeq lists its product as uncharacterized. The record is from RefSeq and is a predicted model, not a curated record. The transcript has 5 exons. Lineage: Eukaryota; Metazoa; Arthropoda; Collembola; Entomobryomorpha; Isotomidae. The coding region runs from base 42 to 614 and encodes 190 amino acids.